CGACUCACUCGAUUGGCUCCUAUCACAGUGUUAACUGUGUGUGUGUUCCCCUCCUGGUUUCAUUCAGAGGGUUGGCGCUGACGUUUGCAAACUUUGGAGAGUCCGCUAGAGCUAGAUUGGUCCUUAGAAAUGGAGUGGUUAUCUAUUAUCACAUUUGUUGUUUUAAUUAACUACACCAACGCCGGCGUGGACGGAGUUCCCUGGACAUACUCAGAGGGGGCUCUGGACCAAAUACAUUGGGCAGAGCAAUACCCAGCGUGCGGUGGACACAAACAGUCUCCGAUUGAUAUCCAGCGGCGCAACGUUCGCCACAACCCCCGAAUGCCAGAGUUGGAGCUAACUGGAUACGAUGAGCUGAGCGGCAAAUUUCUCAUGACCAACAAUGGACAUUCAGUUCAGAUUGACCUACCCCCUACCAUGAUGAUCACCGAGGGGCUUCCGGACCACUACACCGCUGUGCAGUUGCAUCUGCACUGGGGCGGCUGGGACCUGGAGGCCAGUGGAGCUGAACACACACUGGACGGCAUACGUUACAUGGCAGAGCUCCAUGUGGUCCACUACAACUCUGAGAAGUACAAGAGCUUUUCAGAGGCCAAAGAUAAGCCUGAUGGGCUGGCGGUACUGGCUUUCGUUUAUGAGGAUGGGCAUUUUGAGAAUACCUACUACAGUGAUUUUAUAUCCAACUUGGCAAAUGUUAAAUAUGCAGGGCAAUCCAUGAACCUUUCCACUAUCAAUGUCCGCUCCAUGCUCCCAGAGAACCUGAAUCACUUCUUCAGAUAUGAAGGAUCGCUCACCACACCACCUUGCUAUGAGAGCGUCAUAUGGACUGUGUUUGACACGCCUAUCACCCUCUCUCACAAUCAAAUAAGGAAGCUGGAGAGUACUCUGAUGGACCAUGACAACAAAACCCUGUGGAAUGACUACCGCAUAGCCCAGCCACUGAAUGACCGUGUGGUGGAGUCCUCUUUCCUCCCCCGCCUGGGCAAAGGAUCUUUCUGUCGCCAGGAAGAGAUUGAAGCCAAGCUCUUGAAGAUAGAGAGCCUGUUAACAUCAGUUGGAAGGAACAUACGUACCUUGGGAGAUUCCAGGUCCACAAGUAAAAGACCGAAGGCUCUGUACCCCCUGGUGCUGCACUUCACUGAGCGCAACACGGGCAGCUACGCACUGGCCCACCUCACGCACCCCAUGGGCCUGCACUCCUUCACCGCCUGCAUGGCCAUCCGUGCGCACCUGCCAGGUGAGGAGCAGCACUCCGUCUUCUCCUACUCCACGCCGAUGCACGACAACGAGCUGGUCAUCACCCUGGGCCAAGACGUGGGCCUGUGGAUCGGCAACGAGUUCAUCAACCUGCCCCACGAGCUGCGCGCCCCCGACUGGGCCCACUACUGCGUGACCUGGGCGUCCCACACGGGCGGCGCCGAGCUGUGGAUCAACGGCCUGGCCGGCGAGGAGCAGUACCUGCGGGCGGGCUACGCGGUCAUGCACGGCGGCAUGUUCAUCCUGGGCAAGGACCAGGACGGCUUCCUGGGCAUCUCGGACGCGGACGCGUUCGUGGGCCACAUGACGGACGUCAACGUGUGGGACUACGUGCUGAGCCCGACGGAGAUCCGCGAGCAGAUGUCCUGCGAGAACAACACCGCCCGGGGGAACGUGCUCAGUUGGGGGGUGACACAGCUCAGCCUGUAUGGAGGCGUACAGCUGGACUUGGAGCACAGGUGCCCUUGACUGAAUGACACAGGGUCUCACAGCUAGCCUAGCGAUGUUGAGGUCAGUGUGUUUAAUGCUGUUUAUAACCACCUGCACACUUCAGCUAUCCCAAAAAUAUCAUACAAGUCGUCUUGUGAGCUACGAAAAAUGUUAUACAAUUUUAUAUUUUAUACUUAACAGAAACAAAAUGGUUUCACGCCUUGUCACAAUGCCUGAUAAAGCAAUAUUGAUUGGUUUGUUUUUUAUUCACUGGCCCACAUUUUUAUGGACACGGUUGGCCUAAUUCAUAUCUGUGUGUCCUCAAUAAACCAAUACUU
Messenger RNA from Sardina pilchardus (European sardine), 2024 nucleotides. It is a transcript of the gene ca6, whose product is annotated as carbonic anhydrase VI. The transcript is spliced from 10 exons. Gene Ontology annotation, biological process: one-carbon metabolic process. The record is from RefSeq and is a predicted model, not a curated record. Gene Ontology annotation, molecular function: zinc ion binding; carbonate dehydratase activity. Lineage: Eukaryota; Metazoa; Chordata; Actinopteri; Clupeiformes; Clupeidae. Bases 130 to 1725 code for a protein of 531 amino acids.